Messenger RNA from Psylliodes chrysocephalus, 1808 nucleotides. The record is from the annotation of a GenBank genome assembly. Lineage: Eukaryota; Metazoa; Arthropoda; Insecta; Coleoptera; Chrysomelidae.
AAUUUUGAAUUUUUGACAUUUUUUUAGGUUAUGUUAUCUAUAAGAAGGAUGUCCAAUUAUUUUUCUUUAUAUUAUAAGUUAAAAACUCUAGAAAAUAAUAUACUUAAAACGAAAUAUUUAUUUCCACAAUUAAGAAAAUAUACGAAAUACAAAACAGUUCGGCAUUACUCAGUGAACAAAAAAGUAGAAAAACAGGAAGAACAUGUUAAAACGACAGGAAAAUUCGUACCGUUUCUGCAGACGAUUAACAUAAGACGUUCAGAAGCCAGGAGAAGUAUAAUAGUUCAAGUUCAAUCCACACAGUCUUUCAAAGAACUGUGGUCUUAUUGUAACUCUAUAGGAAGUGUUAAAUAUAUGUUUCAUUAUAGCAUUGGAAUUGAACCAUUGCACUUCAUUAUUGUAGAGUUUGCUAAAGAGGAAGAUGUUAAGUCUUUAAUGAGUUGCAGUAUAUACUCUGAAGGACAUUCAGCGAUGCCUACACAAUCUCAUUUUAUGUGGUUUAAAGCUGCUAGUAAAAAAAUCAAAUUAAAACAAAGCAAGUCUGCCAAAUUAUUUGUGGAGCAUGGUACACAAAUUAAAGUUGAAGAAGAAAUAAAGACCUCUUUAAGUAAAUGUGAAAGUGUUUCAGAUCAAAUCAAAAGUCUCCACGAACUGACAAAAUUGAAUGAAGUCGGUACUCGUUUAAGGUUUUUAACAGCAUUGCAAAUAGAAGACGCUGUAACAGGAAUGUUCCCAUCGGCCAUAGCUUACCCAUUUGGAUCUAGCGUCAAUGGAUAUGGCAAAAUGGGCUGCGAUCUCGAUCUUUUUUUAAGAUUAACUGAUGAUAAGAAGAAAGAAGACGGUAGAUUGGUGUUCCAUUGUAAACCGUUGAACGGUUCAGAAAGAACGAUGACCCAAAGGCAUAUGGAAGCCAUUGGCGACAUGAUUCACCUGUUUUUACCCGGUUGCGGCCAAGUUAGAAGAAUUCUACAGGCCGCUGUGCCCAUUAUUAAGUACCAUCAGCAGUUGACUGAUGUGGAAUGCGACGUUUCAAUGUCAAACAUGUCUGGGGUUCACAUGUCUGAUUUCCUGUACAUAAUGGGCGAACUGGACGAAAGAGUUCGACCUCUGAUUUUUGCAAUUAGAAAUUGGGCUAAAAUUGUAGGCAUAACGAAUUCGGCUCCGGGAAGAUGGAUUUCCAAUUUUUCAUUGACGUUGCUAGUGCUGGCGUUUCUUCAGAACCCUCAAAGCGGCAAGCCUGUAUUACCGACAUUAAAUCAAUUAGGACAAUUAGCAGGAAAAAACGACCAAUUUCUUCUAGAAGACGGUACCGAUUGCACCUUUCUACGAGACAUAACUAACUACAAACACGAAACCAAAAAUACAGACACACUAGAAGAACUGCUGAUCGAAUUCUUCGUCCACUAUGCCCACUUUGAUUUCGAAAACAAAGCCGUAUGUCUCAACGACACCGCGGUCAUCGCCAAACCCGAACACACGGCCAUGUACAUCAUCAAUCCGCUGGAAAGGGGUUUAAACGUCAGUAGGAACGUCAGCAUCGAAGAAGUUACAAGAUUUAAGAGCGAAGUUAAGAACGCAGCGUGGGUUUUAGAAUCUAACGAAAAAUCGUUGAAUUGGGGAUUGUUAUCGAUUCAAACCGCGCCGAAUGUGACGAAUAGCAUGUUCCAGAAGGCGGUUGCUGCGCAAGCGCAUGCGAAAGCCGGGAGGUUGGUGGAAAUUAAGUCAAUAUUUGAAAAGGACGCUGAAGAUAUGAAGCGAGGCGGAGAAAAAGUGAAAAAUAAACAACGGUAGCGUGGUGUAGUGACGUG